This is a messenger RNA of Alternaria novae-zelandiae, 1224 nucleotides long. RefSeq lists its product as uncharacterized. The coding region runs from base 1 to 1224 and encodes 407 amino acids. The record is from RefSeq and is a predicted model, not a curated record. Lineage: Eukaryota; Fungi; Ascomycota; Dothideomycetes; Pleosporales; Pleosporaceae. The transcript has 2 exons. Gene Ontology annotation, molecular function: glucan exo-1,3-beta-glucosidase activity. Gene Ontology annotation, cellular component: cell surface; extracellular region. Gene Ontology annotation, biological process: glucan catabolic process.
AUGAUCGGAUCCUGGACAUCAGCGGCGGCCAUUGGCCUGCUUGCUCUGAGCACAAACGCAUCUCCGCUCCUGCCCAUCAAGCGCGCACCCAUGUUCGAUUACAACAACCAGAAGGUCCGCGGUGUCAACACAGGCGGUUGGUUCGUUCUCGAGCCCUGGAUCACACCCAGCAUGUUCGAGGGCAACAGCGCAAAAGACGAGUACACACUCGUUGCAGCUGUCGGCAAGGAAGAAGCACAGUCGAGGCUGCGUGACCACUGGAACUCUUGGAUCACCAAAGCCGAUUUCGAACAGAUGGCCGGUGCUGGUCUGAACCACGUUCGAAUUCCAAUUGGCUACUGGAGCGUACUCCCACGUGACGGCGACCCAUACCUGCCAGGCGCGUACGACAAGCUCGGAGAAGCGCUCGACUGGGCGUCCGAUGUUGGUCUCCAUGUUAUGAUUGAUCUUCAUGGCGCACCCGAAUCCCAGAACGGGUUCGACAACUCUGGCAAAUACGGCAACGUUGGCUGGACUCAGGGCGAUUCGGUGGCCUACACCAUCAAAGUCCUCAACAAGAUACGCGAUGAUCACGCGUCGCAUCCCGCCGUCUCAGCUAUCGAGCUUCUCAACGAGCCUCUGGGCCCCAGUCUCGACAUGAACACGGUCCGACAAUUCUACAUGGAUGGUUGGGGCAACUUGAGGGACUCAAACGUUGCUGUCACCUUCCACGAUGCUUUCCAGGGUGUAACUUCGUGGGGUAACUGGGGUGCUGGAAUGUGGAACCUUCUCCUCGACACUCACCACUACGAGAUCUUCGACAACUCUGCUGUUGCUAUGAGCAUCGACGACCACGUCAAGACCGCUUGCGACUUCGGUAACCAGAUGGCAUCUACCGGCAAGUGGACUAUCGCUGGUGAAUGGACUGGUGGCAUCACCGACUGCGCAAAGUGGCUCAACGGAAAGGACAAGGGUGCGCGUUACGAUGGUACCUUUGGCGGCUCCAAGGUCGGUGACUGCACGGGCAAGUCGACUGGCACUGUUGCUGGCCUGUCAGAAGCCGACAGGUACAACGUUGGUCGCUUCAUUGAGGCGCAGCUUGACGCCUACGAGAAGGCCACCGGCUGGAUUUUCUGGACCUGGAAGACCGAGGGCGCACCCGAAUGGGACAUGCAGGCUCUCUUGGAGGGCGGUAUCUUCCCCCAGCCGCUAACGGCACGAAAGUACCCCGGCCAGUGUGGCUAA